Effrenium voratum is the source of this 2854-nucleotide messenger RNA. The record is from the annotation of a GenBank genome assembly. NCBI's taxonomy places the organism in Eukaryota, Dinophyceae, Suessiales, Symbiodiniaceae.
GGAUCAAGCACCAGAGAGUCGGGCCCCUCGUAGUCCGGCUGCUCCCAUCGCCGCAUCUCAUGGCGUGGCAUGCGGUGGACAUCGCUAGUGCUCUGGGCGGUUUGCGCGCUGUCAGAGGAUGUCUCUACCGACACGCUUGUAAAGACCCGCGAGUGGCGCCGCGCGCACACGACCAACCCCGACGUGUCGGAGGAGUUGUGUUGGGUCGGCGACUUCUCGAAAGAUGCGUGCUGCCGGGGAGAUGCCACACACAACUGUUGGGAAGAUGACUAUAGCUUCGAGGAGUGCUGCCCCAAUGCUGAUUGUUGGGACGGGGAUGCCUUCACCUACGCCGAAUGCUGUGCCGCAAAACACGGCGAGCGAGGAAAUGAAGGCUGUUGGUCAGGGGAAUACGACUACGAGCACUGCUGCCUGGCCAAUCGGAGCUCAAGCUGGGUAGACGUCCUGGUGCGCGAGAUCGACACGGAUCAGUUUUACGGCAUGGACGAGUUUUAUACAGAUGCUCAGUAUGGCAGCGACUUUGGCUACUACUCCACGGGACGCGUCCUUGGCCAAAGCGAUGGCAAGAGCACGCAGGAGUUCGCUCACUUCACGACCUAUCCCAUGGCACUCUCCCCGCACUUCGGCCGCGUGUUGUGCCGCCUUGUCUUCAUCAUGUGGCUCCACAUGGAGGAGAGAGCGCCAUUCCGAGUUGUUGAAAUGGGCGCAGGUAGCGGCCAGUUGGCUUAUGACAUCCACCGAUGCGUGAAGAGGAACGAGCUCAGCAUCCAGCCAGACGUGUGGAGGCGCUUCGUGGCUGCCUUUGAGUACGUCAUCAUGGAGAGGUCCCCUGCCCUAGCGAAGCGCCAGCGCGAGCGAGGGCUGAAGGUGGUAGCAGGGGAUGCCCAGCGCAAGGACAGCUGCCCCAGCGUGCUGCAGGCGCUGGCGGCCUCCGACGCCUGCGGGCCCAGCUCCUCCGCGCCCGAGUGCCAGGUGGGAGACACCGGCAACGAGGCGACGGGGGCUUCCGUGGUGUUGAGCAACGAGCUGCUAGACGCUUUCGCACCGGUGAAGCUGCAACUGAGCCUGUAUGCCAUGCCCACGGUGACCAGCUGUAGGGCCUGGCAAGAGCUGCGGCUGGUGCACGUGAUCAAGCUCCAACAGCUACGGGCCAUCACUGAGGGCCUGCAGCACAGCGAGCAGCGCAUCGAGGCGAUGGCGGUGGACCUGGAGGGCUACACCCAGGAGGUCUUCUGUCGCGUGACCAACUCUUCUGUGGGGAAGGCGGCCAUGGCUUGCGCACCUAGCAGUAGUUGCCUUGCUAUGGUGAUCGCUCUCAGCGAACUGAUGAACCACCACGACCUGCAGCUUCCCGCUGCUGCUCAUAACAUGCGGCUGCGCUUGCGCAAGGACACAGAGCUCUGCCGGCGGCUCCAGGAGACCGUGGCCCAGCUGGAGGUGACCUUUGAGGGCUCCGUGGUGCUGCCGCGGCAGGUCUACCGCAUGCUUCGGCAUCAGCUGAGAGAGGCCCAUGACCUGGAAGUGCGCUUUCUGGCUGCCACCACCACGCGCCAGGUCCCAGUGCCGCUUUCAGAGGAGCGCUGUGGGGAUUUGCAGUGGUGGUUUGAGGUGCACGAGGCCCGUAUUCACCGAUUGAUCGACGUGUACAGGCCUUUGGGCUACCCCAACAUCCAGCUGCUGCUUCGGCCGGGCGAGCGCAACUUUGUGGAGCUCGUCAACUGCCUUGUGGGCAGUGCCGGCUUCAUGCUGGCGGUGGACUACGGCGCCACCUUUGAGGCGCUGGGCCAGAGUAUGAGUGCGGACGUGGGCAGCGAUGGCAUCUUCAUCCCCCCAGUGCCUCAGGAUCUCAUCGAGGGCCUGCCAGACUGCUACAGCUAUUGGCCUCAGUGCGCUGGGCAUGUGGACUGGACCACCUUUGUGGACUUCACCAACGUGGCUGCUGCAGGCGCCCGCUUGGGCUGGCAAAAGCUCUUCUAUGGCCCACAGAGCCUUCUGGAGCACCUCGGGCGGCGCAACGUCACGGUGCACGGAAGACUCUAUGACGUUCCUGGCUAUGCGGUCUUCACUCACUCCUGGCUCUCGAAUCACGUGCAGAACUGGUACGGUCGAGAAGUGCUGGCGUCCAAGGACCAAUCCGCGGGCUGGCAACAGAGGUGGACGUCAUUCAAAUGGCUGCUGCUGCAGAAAACCUCCGGGGAGGAGCCCCCGCCGAAGGUGAUUGCCUUCCCCUCCUGGCAUUUGGAUUCGCAAGAGGCGGACCCUUGCUGGAGCUUCGACCCCUCAGCGCUGCCUUUGGCCGAUUGGAUCGCCUCACAGAAGGAGGACGACCCCAGGGUGGCGUUGCAGAAGCUGAGCGACGAAGUGCUGGACCAGCUUGGACCAAAGUAUGCCGAGGAGUAUGAAGAGGUCCAGCUUGCCGUACGCUUGGUGGAUUGGCUUGUAGCCACUGAAGGUUGCCAGAACUUCAAGCCCCCGCAGGCUCAGAGGCUCCUGAGCAGCGACGGCCUUUGGCUCACCCUGCGCUCACGGCUCAUGCGUGCGUGGAAGGGCAUCUGGGGUGAGGAGUCGCUGGAGCGAGUGGCGCGCGCUGUGCUGCAGAGGCUAGCAGAGCCUGUGCCAUUUGCCUCUCCAGCAGAGUGUGCUGCGUCGCAGACGUACAAGUCUCUUUGCGAGGAAGGCGACGGCAACCGUGCGAGGGCGCCACUGAUCGAGGUGAGCCUGGAAGUGAAAUGUACUACCUUCAUACAUAUUUCUCCACCCUGCCGAUGCAGUCGCUCUUCUGAAAUGGAGAUCCUCACAAGAUAAUGAACCAACCAUCAUUUACUAAAACACAUUUUUUUCCAAAUAUUUGUUU